Hipposideros armiger (great roundleaf bat) is the source of this 240-nucleotide messenger RNA. RefSeq names its product WAP four-disulfide core domain 10A (gene WFDC10A). Gene Ontology annotation, cellular component: extracellular region. Gene Ontology annotation, molecular function: peptidase inhibitor activity. Bases 1 to 240 code for a protein of 79 amino acids. Lineage: Eukaryota; Metazoa; Chordata; Mammalia; Chiroptera; Hipposideridae. The transcript has 2 exons. The record is from RefSeq and is a predicted model, not a curated record.
AUGCCAACCCGGGCACUGCUGCCCAUCCUGCUUCUUUGUGUGCUGCUGCUGCAGGCCCAGGGAGGGCCCCGUAACUGGAAGAGAAUGCAGAAUAUGCAGCUACCCACAGAAAUCAAGGAGUGUGAGAAAAGAGUGAAAAUACAGAUGUGCAAACACCACUGUGAAUAUCACCAAGAAUGCCAAGCAAAUAACAUAUGCUGUUCAACCUUCUGCGGGAAUGUUUGCCUGAACAUCCUCUGA